AAUGGCAACUCUUAAGGAAAAACUGAUUGCACCAGUUGCAGAAGAAGAGGCAGCAGUCCCAAACAAUAAGAUCACAGUAGUGGGUGUUGGACAAGUUGGUAUGGCGUGUGCCAUCAGCAUUCUUGGAAAGUCUCUGGCUGACGAGCUUGCUCUCGUGGAUGUUCUGGAAGAUAAACUCAAAGGAGAGAUGAUGGAUCUGCAGCAUGGGAGCUUGUUUCUUCAGACACCUAAAAUUGUGGCAGAUAAAGAUUACUCUGUGACUGCCAAUUCUAAGAUUGUGGUGGUAACUGCUGGAGUUCGCCAGCAAGAGGGAGAGAGUCGUCUCAAUCUGGUGCAGAGGAAUGUUAAUGUCUUCAAGUUCAUUAUUCCUCAGAUCACCAAGUACAGUCCUGACUGCAUCAUAAUUGUGGUUUCUAACCCAGUGGAUAUUCUCACAUAUGUUACCUGGAAACUAAGUGGAUUACCCAAGCACCGUGUGAUUGGAAGUGGAUGUAAUUUGGAUUCUGCUAGAUUUCGUUACCUUAUGGCUGAAAAACUUGGCAUUCAUCCCAGCAGCUGCCAUGGAUGGAUUUUGGGAGAACAUGGAGACUCAAGUGUGGCUGUGUGGAGUGGAGUGAACGUGGCCGGUGUUUCUCUCCAGGAACUGAAUCCAGAAAUGGGAUCGGACAAUGAUAGUGAAAACUGGAAGGAAGUGCAUAAGAUGGUGGUUGAAAGCGCCUAUGAAGUCAUCAAGCUAAAAGGAUACACCAACUGGGCUAUUGGGUUAAGUGUGGCUGACCUCAUUGAAUCCAUAUUCAAAAAUCUAUCCAGGAUUCAUCCAGUGUCAACUAUGGUGAAGGGGAUGUAUGGCAUUGAGAAUGAAGUCUUCCUAAGCCUUCCAUGUAUCCUGAAUGCUCGGGGAUUAACUAGUGUUAUAAACCAGAAACUGAAAGAUGAUGAGGUUGCUCAACUCAAGAAAAGUGCAGAUACCCUCUGGGACAUCCAGAAGGACCUCAAAGACCUGUGACUUCAGGCUUCUAGGCUGUAGAAAUUUAAAAACUACAAUGUGAUCAACCAUGAGCCUUUAGUUUCCAUUCAUGUACAUGGAUUACAAUUUGCUUUUAUCUUCCUAAAUAUGUGAAUCUGGGCUCACAGAAUCAAAGCCUAUGCUUGGUCUAAUGCUUGCAAUAUGAGUCACUGAACAAAUAAAACUAUUGUAGUGUU
Molecule: messenger RNA, 1203 nt
Organism: Rhinolophus ferrumequinum (greater horseshoe bat)
Lineage: Eukaryota; Metazoa; Chordata; Mammalia; Chiroptera; Rhinolophidae
Gene: LDHB
Product: lactate dehydrogenase B
Biological process (GO): carboxylic acid metabolic process
Cellular component (GO): cytoplasm
Molecular function (GO): L-lactate dehydrogenase (NAD+) activity
Source: RefSeq, a predicted model, not a curated record